This is a messenger RNA of Fraxinus pennsylvanica, 420 nucleotides long. NCBI's taxonomy places the organism in Eukaryota, Viridiplantae, Streptophyta, Magnoliopsida, Lamiales, Oleaceae. The record is from the annotation of a GenBank genome assembly.
AUGGAACAAUCGAAAGAAUUAUUGAAACGGGGUCUUUUUCGUAAGCAUGAAGAAGGUCAAUCCCAAGUUCUAUCGGCAGCCUUAGAGAUUGCAGAGGAGGAAAGUGUUGAAACUAAUUCGAGAUUUCGGGCUCUGGUGGCCUGGGAAGUCUGCUUUACCCAUUGUCUUCAAUCUGCGAUUUUUGUUCCCCUUUUUUCUUCCUUGAAGAGAUCGAACCUAAGCAUACGAACUGAAGAAGCUCCUGAGAGUGUUGGUGAGACGCAUGAGUACCAAGGUCAGAGAAAUUCACACUUCGUGAAUACAGAGAUAUUACAUCCAACAUGGGCUUGCCGGGUUCAGUAUAUCCAACACGGAUUUGUGAGAGAGACUGUUGCUCAUAGCAGCAACAUUUCUGGUGGAGGCACAGCUAAAGUUGAAUGA